UUCUUUUCUUUCUUCUUCUCUUCUUUCUCUUCCUUCUUUUACAGCAUUUUUAUGGUGCCCAUUCUUCUUUCUCUUUGCAAUUUGCAUCAUUUCUUAAUCUUAUAAUCAAUAAUUAAUCCAAACCCAAUUAAUUAAUCACAAUUUCUUUUUGCUUGUUAAUUGGGAUUUGCCACUUAUUCAAAAAGAUCUCUCAAAUCCCCUAACCCUAACUACCAAAUCUUCUUCUUUUAAUUAUUUUUUUCUUAUUUACCGAACCAAAUCUUCUUGAAAUAAAACUUUUUUGAUCUCCUCCAUGUUUCCAUUUCAAAGUGGUGAGUUAUCUUUUCAAAUUUCCAAUGAUUUAGAAAACAAUAAUAAUAACAAUAAUAUUACUACUAAUACAAAUACUAAUUUUCUUUUUGAGCACCAUAUUAGUAGUACUAAUGCUGCAGUUGCAGCUGGUACUACUACUACGAAUAUUGACCCCGUUCAUCAACCUCAUUAUGGUGUUGAUUCUAAACUCAAGAGCCCAAAAACACGAAAACUGCGAUCCGGGAAGUCUGUCCAGGAUAAUAAGAUUAAUAAUGAAGAUGAGAUCAAAGGAAAUGAUAUUACUAACAAGAAGGUUAUUCAUCGAGAAGUCGAACGACAACGAAGGCAAGAAAUGUCCAAUCUUUAUUCUUCCCUUCGCUCCCUCCUUCCGGUAGAGUAUGUUAAGGGAAAAAGAUCGGUAUCGGAACACAUAACCGAGGCUACAAGGUACAUCAAAGACUUGGAGAAGAAUGUAAAGGAGCUAGGAGAGAAAAGGGAUAGUCUUAAAGACACAUUUUCUUCAUUAGAAAAUCGACGAAAUAAUAAAAGAGAGAAUAACAAUGUUGGAUGUUCAUCAUCAAGUAGUACAACAUCUACUACUUCAAGAAGUAGUAGUAGUUGUAGUACUAGAGAUUAUAAUGUCAACAUUCAUAAAUUUUCUAAAACACUUCAGAUUGAGAUAACAGCCGGGGUUGAAGAGGAUGAUCCAUGUCCUAUAUCGAAAACUCUCAAAGUGUUAGCUCAAGAAGGCCUUGAUGUUGUUAGUUGUGUUUCUAAUAAAGUUAAUCAGAGGUGGAUUUAUGUGAUUUAUUGUGAGGUUACUGAAGAAACAGCCGUCGAUUCGUGUCAUUUGCGAGAGAAAUUGAUGAGUGUAGUUGUUUCUUCAAGUGAUGUAUGAGAAGUGGCCCUUUCAUACGCAGAAGGGAAUGUCUUCAGUUAGUAUGUCACCCUCAAAGGAGAAAAAAUGCCAAUGUGGAGUUCCAAUGUCUAGGCUGACUGCUUGGACUAGGGAGAACCCAGGACGCAAGUUUAGGACCUGCAAAUUCUAUGAUCCUGUGACUGAGUCAAGGGGGUGUAAAGCUUUUGAGUGGGUGGAUCAACCAGAUGGAACACCUUGGCAAACAGAGGUGAUUAACAACUUGCUGCUGGACAAGAAACUAAUGAAGGGAGAGCUGAAUGACAUGAAGAGGGAAGUUGAUGAUGUUAGUGGACAAAGGAGGUGCUUGCUCAAUGAGAUUGACAGCUUGAAGAUGAAAUGCAAAGCUCUUAGCUCAGACAGGAAGAAGAUGAUCAAGGAAGUGCAUGGCAGUAAUGCAACAACAAAGAAAAUGCUCACAGUACAUGCUAUUGUUGUGUUUUGUUGUUUUGGUUUGGUACUGGCUAUGUAUUUUAGAUCUUAGGUUCAUUUAGGAAUGCUUAGAAACAAAAAAAAUCCCCAACUUAUGUUGUGUUUUGUUGAAUUAUUAUGUGUGGAUGUUGGGAUGACAUUUCUUGUACUACUUUUAACAAAAUCAAUGAGAAAUGGAACUUUUUGGUAGAAACAUAUCACAAUUCGUAUUAGUACUUGCAACACAAUGUUUGAAAUUGUUUUACAUUGGCUGAGACAAAAGUUAAGGCACCUUUGUGCAAAAUCAUUGUUCAACUAUCAUUGUUCAACUACCAAAUAAACUUGGUUGUCUAUUAC
This is a messenger RNA of Chenopodium quinoa (quinoa), 1975 nucleotides long. RefSeq names its product transcription factor bHLH126-like. The record is from RefSeq and is a predicted model, not a curated record. Gene Ontology annotation, cellular component: RNA polymerase II transcription regulator complex. Gene Ontology annotation, molecular function: RNA polymerase II transcription regulatory region sequence-specific DNA binding; DNA-binding transcription factor activity, RNA polymerase II-specific; protein dimerization activity. Lineage: Eukaryota; Viridiplantae; Streptophyta; Magnoliopsida; Caryophyllales; Amaranthaceae. The transcript has 4 exons. Bases 293 to 1189 code for a protein of 298 amino acids. Gene Ontology annotation, biological process: regulation of transcription by RNA polymerase II.